AUGGAGGACCUCCAAACCCGCCUAGAAAACACGCUCAUUACUAAAACUGAUGGAGACGCAACGAUCGCCCGUCUUAUGGCUGAAAAUGAAGCAUACCUAAAAAUCAUUCAGUCAAAGGGAGCUUCACACCGCACACCAGAACACCCUGAUCCUGAGGCCUUCACCGGAGAGGACCCCACGCUUCUGCCGAAUUUCCUUCAGCACCUCGAGUUGAAGCUCGAAAUGAACAAAGAUUGGUGGAAUUCGGAACCUCAACGUAUGGGAUAUGUUGUCUCAUGCCUAAAAGGCAAAGCACAUGACCAAGUCCGCUACAACAUUAAAGAUGGGGUGGUCCUCUUCGACGAUGUCAAUGCCAUAAAAAGCACCCUUCAGUCAGCCUUCGGGGAUAUUGACGCUAAAGCUACCGCCCAACUCAAAAUCUUUGACAUGAAACAAGGCCAUAGAUCCCUUACGACAUUCCUCCCCGAAUGGUAUGCCGUCGCCAAGCUCACCGAGUGGGAUAGUGGGGCGCUCAUCGCUCACCUCCGACGUGCCCUCCACGACAAUGUCAUCUGGAGACUUUCUCACGAAGGGCAAAGAUACCCCUACCGAACUUGGUCAAUUUAUGGAUCUUGUCCGUAUCUGCGAUAA
This is a messenger RNA of Hirsutella rhossiliensis, 630 nucleotides long. Its product is annotated as reverse transcriptase. The record is from RefSeq and is a predicted model, not a curated record. The transcript has a single exon. Lineage: Eukaryota; Fungi; Ascomycota; Sordariomycetes; Hypocreales; Ophiocordycipitaceae. The coding region runs from base 1 to 630 and encodes 209 amino acids.